Molecule: messenger RNA, 477 nt
Organism: Rotaria sp. Silwood2
Lineage: Eukaryota; Metazoa; Rotifera; Eurotatoria; Philodinida; Philodinidae
Source: the annotation of a GenBank genome assembly
AUGAAUUUUGGUAAAUCUGGUGUAACUAGUUCUUUAUCGAAUGAUUACUAUUUCAACAAUCUUAAGCAUCUUAUAAUUUAUCACCUAGAUAAAGAUCUUCUCCAAUCGUUUGUAACAUAUGUAAAUUAUUUACAAAUUCAAUAUCUUGAUAUUUCACUACUUGGCAUUAAAUCUGAUACAAUUACUUUACUCUUAUCAUGUAUUAAAAAUCUAACUUCACUUCGGAUUAAAUAUAGUCUUUUACUUAAUCAUCAAAAAGUUUAUUUAGGAAAAGAGCAUUUAGCAAUUAAUACGAUAAAAUUAUUGAAUAUUCCAUCGAUAAAAACUUAUCUAUCACGUAUUCGUUGUCUUGCAUUUAAAAUCAUUGAUUUUCCAUUUUCAUUUUAUGAUGAUUAUGAACAAAUAUUAUGGGAUGAUCCAUUACGGAGAAAAGUUAAAUUCUUAUUUGAACGUAAAGCAGAUUCGAUAACAAUUUGA